This is a messenger RNA of Indicator indicator, 1035 nucleotides long. It is a transcript of the gene EMB, whose product is annotated as embigin. NCBI's taxonomy places the organism in Eukaryota, Metazoa, Chordata, Aves, Piciformes, Indicatoridae. The record is from RefSeq and is a predicted model, not a curated record. The transcript has 9 exons. The coding region runs from base 1 to 1035 and encodes 344 amino acids. Gene Ontology annotation, molecular function: cell-cell adhesion mediator activity. Gene Ontology annotation, cellular component: axon; plasma membrane. Gene Ontology annotation, biological process: homophilic cell-cell adhesion; axon guidance; dendrite self-avoidance.
AUGCCUGUCGCCUUCUCGGGGAAACGCUUGGGACGGUGGCUGCUGCUUCUGCUCUCCCUCAGCCUCAGCCCCUCGGGAGGGAGCCCCGCAGAUCCAGCUAUGACAACACAAGAUGCCAGUCAGUCUCAGGCAAACUCUAUGACUAAGAUGCAAGCUGGACUUAAUGAAUCAUCAUCUGGUCCACAUCCUACCCCACAAGAAUUCAAGCAGGCAACCAAAGAGAAUGUGUCCAAUGUCACUUUUGUGAAGUAUGAGGUACUUCUACCUGGUGCUUCUGGUACUCCCAUGGAAAAAAAUAUCACUUUGGAGAGCGCAGCUAGAAUUGAACUUUCGUGCAAAGUGGACACUAAGUAUUCUCAUUCGAAAAGCCUUCAAGUGACUUGGAGAAAAGGAAAUGAAACAAUCAAACACAUUAAUAAAACUGAAAACAGCUGGAGCAUCCAUUUGCAGAUUCUGGAUAACAGUAAACUGGGAAGUUACACUUGUACGCUGAAAGGUGAAGAAGAAAUCAGUGCUGUGUUUCAUUUACAAGUACCAAAAAUUGAAGGAAAAGAAAAACCCAUAGUCAGUUAUGAAGGAGAUACAGUUGUAAUGAUUUGUAAAAGUUUUGGCUAUACUCCCAUUGCCUGGACCUGGUAUAUGGCCAAUGGAAGUGAUCAGGUUGUCAUUAAUGACUCUUUGCUGACAGACAAGUAUGUGAUUAAUGGAGGAUCUGCCAAUGUAACCCAUCUAAAGAUACUGAAGCUCACCAAGGAAGAUGAUGGUGUAUAUCAGUGUGAAGCUGCAUUUGAAUUAGGGAAAAGUGUAGGAAAGCUGAAGCUUAAAGUUCUGUCCCUCAUGGUGCCUCUCAAACCCUUUCUAGCAAUCGUGGCUGAAGUUGUUGUUUUAGUAACUAUUGUUUUCCUUUGCGAGAUGUAUUCAAAAAAGAGAGAGAGAUGUGCAACAGAUGAAAAGGAAUUUGACCAAGCUGAGCAUCUUAAAUUUGAAGAAAGCAAUGGUCUGGAAAAGAGUAGUGCUAGGCACAGAAAAAUAUAA